AUGGCGAUCUCUUCGCCGAAAUGCGCCAAGGGCAGCGAAAUGGAAACGACGACAAGAAGUUGGAUAGCGAGACCGAUUUUAAACCACGACUUCAUUGCUGAUCUACCUCUUGAGCUUGUCUACGUGGGUUUACUUAAAAGGAAAGAGGACAUCUCGAUCGCGAUUAAGAGUAUCUCUUCCGUUCUGCCAGGUUUCCAUCAUCUGAAACGUUGCUCCUCAAACAAGUUGCUGUUGGCGCCGGUAGACUCUAGAAAAUUGUUAGCGGAAACGAAAGACUGCAAGGAAUCCAAGGAAGAAUUUACUUUGACUCAAGACAAACUGAAAAUGAUAUUAACGGAAAGAGGAUUUAACUUAUCCUUAUUGGAAGAUGACUUUCAUACAGCGAAAGUGCCAGCGAGAGCAGCCAAAACGAAAGCACAAGCUGCGCGGGCCUCGAGCAUUUGGCCUUUGAACUUUCAUCCAGAUCCUAACAUCGAACGACUGGUCGAUGGAUCGAUUUUCACGGAACAUCAAUUGGUUCUUAUAGAGAGGUACAUGAACGUUGUGGUAGAGGCAGCCAGAUUAGAAGCUGUCGGCGACUCGAAUUGUAACGGCAGCGCGAUGAUCGUUGACCCAGUGGAUGGAAGAAUCCUUGCGGUCGCAGCCUCGAAAAUCGAUCGGCAUCCAAUGUGGCACGCAGCUAUGUUGGCCGUAGAUCUCGUUGCCAGACUUCAAGGUGGAGGAGCUUGGAAAUUCGAGGGAAGAUUGGAACAGAAGGGUACCGAUGAUUCGGAAACUUCUGAAUCUUCCGCCAACAGAAACGCAGAAAAUAAAAUGACCAAGGAAAUGAGAAUCAAAAGGAAAUAUGUCGAAGAAGCUCCGCUUUGCUAUCCGGAAACGCUAUCGAAAAUUAGCCUUCCAAAGGAAGAAUGUUUGCAAUCUACUGAAAUUCGACGAGGACGCAGGAAUAACGGUUCAACGAAAACGAUGGAUUUUAGGACAGUCGAGCAGACUGAAGCAGCAGACACGAAAAAAUGUGGUCCUUAUUUAUGUACAGGAUACUGGACCUUCUUGUUAAGGGAGCCGUGUCCUCUUUGCGCUAUGGCACUCUUGCACUCUAGGGUUUUAAGAAUAUUCUACGGUGUCCCGAAUAGAAAUACAGGCGUGUUAGGGUCCAAGACGGUCUUACAUGCUGUACCAGGGUUGAAUCAUCGAUAUCAAGUUUGGAGUGGCGUUCUGGAACAAGAAUGUCGACAAGCGUUGCAAGAAAUCGAGCACAGAAAUAUGAAUUGA
Messenger RNA from Bombus impatiens (common eastern bumble bee), 1272 nucleotides. RefSeq names its product probable inactive tRNA-specific adenosine deaminase-like protein 3. The record is from RefSeq and is a predicted model, not a curated record. Gene Ontology annotation, cellular component: cytoplasm; nucleus. The transcript has a single exon. The coding region runs from base 1 to 1272 and encodes 423 amino acids. Lineage: Eukaryota; Metazoa; Arthropoda; Insecta; Hymenoptera; Apidae. Gene Ontology annotation, molecular function: tRNA-specific adenosine-34 deaminase activity. Gene Ontology annotation, biological process: tRNA wobble adenosine to inosine editing.